AUGCCUCAGCCCCCUCUAGCAUCCCCGCCCACGUACGACCCCCCUCACCUACGACCCGCCCACGUACGACCCCCACCUACGACCCCGUCCACACGUACGACCCGCCACACCUACGACCCGCCCACACGUACCGCCCACACGUACGACCCCGCCCACACGGACCCCAAAGACACUAUCCAAGGACCCCCAAAAGACACUAUCCAGGGACCCCAAAGACACUAUCCAGGGACCCCCAAAGACACUAUCCAGGGACCCCUAAAGACACUAUCCAGGGACCCUAAAGACACCUAUCCAGGGACCCCCAAAGACACUAUCCAGGGACCCUAA
Homarus americanus (American lobster) is the source of this 327-nucleotide messenger RNA. Its product is annotated as extensin-like. The transcript is spliced from 2 exons. The coding region runs from base 1 to 327 and encodes 108 amino acids. The record is from RefSeq and is a predicted model, not a curated record. NCBI's taxonomy places the organism in Eukaryota, Metazoa, Arthropoda, Malacostraca, Decapoda, Nephropidae.